Molecule: messenger RNA, 3096 nt
Organism: Pleurotus ostreatus (oyster mushroom)
Lineage: Eukaryota; Fungi; Basidiomycota; Agaricomycetes; Agaricales; Pleurotaceae
Exons: 11
Coding region: 1-3096 (1031 amino acids)
Biological process (GO): regulation of telomere maintenance via telomerase; telomere capping
Cellular component (GO): chromosome, telomeric region; nuclear telomere cap complex
Molecular function (GO): telomerase inhibitor activity; G-rich strand telomeric DNA binding
Source: RefSeq, a predicted model, not a curated record
AUGAAACGCGCCGUACCCUACGAAGACACGAGAAUAGCCAAAAAAGCACGAAUAUCGGAAGACGCUUUUGAUGAGGCCCUCGAGUGUAGUGUCCAGGACCUGUAUCGCUCCGACACCGAUGGGACUGGCUUUUUACGCGCGAAAGUGUUCAUGAUCUGGCCCACAGUCAAUGGUCAACUGAGAAUACAAGUCCGAGUGGUGGUCGACUCAAAGCAAGUUGGGUUCGAAGUGACUUUCUCUGGACAAUGUGCCGAGUACUUCAGCAGGGAGCAUCUGCACUUCCACUCGACGGAUGAAGUACUGCUAUCGUUGCGUGGUGCGGAAGUACAGAAGAAGAAGCCAUCUACGAGCCCGACUACAUUCCCUAUAUCACUUCGAUACGCUGAAGGGACAAUGAUAAAGUUCAUCAAGACUGUUCGUUGGGGAGAUGAGGAACGUGUGGUUGAUACUUGGAAGCUUAAGGCCGAAGAGCCCGACUGGUUCAAAAGUCCUAGCCCCGUCGACGACGUUAACGAAGUUAUCUCGAAGCCUGAAUUCAAACCCAUUGUUCCCCGUAAACGGGUCGAUACCCAUAUAUCAUCGCGAACGCCUUCGAAUGAACACUCACCAGUAGGUCGACACUCCCCGCCAUCGAAGGCAGUGGUUGACAGAUCAGACGACGCUCAAGAUGCCCACAAGCUACAGAAAGGAAAACGUGCUCCCUCUCCGCCGGCACAAGGGUCUUCUACUCGUGAAAGACCUCCAAGGGCUGUUAAAAUGUCGAAACGACAAAAGAAAGUCGACAGACUGGCGCAAAAACAUCCCAACGGCGUCUCGGCUAAGGAAAUAGCUGAUGGGACGCGUGCUGAAGAACCCAUACCUAACCCCCCCACGAGGGAUGACACUCCAGCUACCUGCGGUAGUGUACGCCAUGAAGAGCCCGGGAAGGUUGACAUUCAGGCAACCAAUGGCAGUAAACACCCUGAAGAACCUGGACUGAAUACUUCCGCAACUCCUACCGUGGAAAGUGCUAGUACCAAACCUCCAGAGUUGCGUGUUGGAUUUACGAAUGAUGUUGGCGACAAAUUUUCUCCGCUUGCCGAUUUGAAGCAAGUGGGAGUGUUCUGCAAUGUUGUCGGCGUCGUUGUGAGGUGCACCCCAGCGGAGAAAUCUCGCAAAGGAGAUUUCACUUGCACUAUCUCCAUUGUCGACCCGACGUGUUACUCGACGAUCUCGUACGAUCUGGCUCCUUCUGAAGGAUUCAUAAUUACCUGCUUCACAGGACGCUACAAGGAGUGGCUUCCAGCCGCUGCUCAGCGGGGCGACAUUUUAAUCUUGUACGGAUUGAAGACGUCGGAGUGGAAUGGUUCUGUGCGAGGGACGGGCUUCAAGAAUCGCUUGAAAUGGACAAUAUAUAGUCCAGCUUCACAGACAACUCACCACGGCCACUUGGACACAUCUGUCGUUCCGUUGUCAGAAGGUGCUGAUGGCGGCUUUGGUCUUGCAUUUACUCCAUUCCGCAGCCCGACGGCCGCAGAAAUUGCGUAUUGCAAGGGAUUAUCUCAUUGGUGGGAGGGGGUUGUUAAAUCGAGAGAGGAAGCGCAAAAAGAGGUCACCGUCAUUGGGAACUACGGCGGGGAAAUAUACCAGCGACCAACCCAACGAUGGUCCCGAGUACAUCGCCUGAUUUCUGAUGCUCAUCCCGACGCCCCUCCUUCGGGUUACUUCGACUGUACGGUAGAGGUCUUAUACGGCAUCCUCAACGAUGGCGGCUCCGGGGUUUACAGUUUGUUUGUCACCGACUACACUGCGAACCCGGCCAUGUAUCCUGUACAAGCCGAUUGGGCUCCAUCGGAUCUGAUGGAUAGCAUCUUGAAAAUAGAAAUGUGGGAUAAUGCAGCACCGAUGGGCCCUACUAUGGAGCAAGGGCAAUACUACUCUAUGAAGAAUGUCCGGGCGAAAGUGAACAACGCAGGCUAUCUCGAGGCAAAGAUAGUAGAGCCGAAGAUAUCUCACGUAGGGGAAGGGGAGGACGAUAUGCACUUGAAAGCCCUUUUAGAGCGUAAGAAGGCAUGGCAACAGAACAGUUCCUCGACCGAUGGGACUCGUGUGUAUCCACAUCAGCUUCUUCGGGAUAUACAAGACGGCCAACGGUUUACAUGCACAGUCGAAGUUUUGUACGUUGACUCCGGUGCACACGGUGCCAAUGCCUUCAUAUAUGUCACCGACUACACCUUAAACCCCAUGCUGACGUCGUCCCACCCCCUGGAGGCGUGGGCAAGCGAUUUAGAAGGCCAAGUACUCAAAGUGCAAUUGAGUGAUGGUCAGGCUGCGACGGGCAAACGUCUGGAGGCCGGUUCAUUCUGUCAACUCCGUAAUGUCAGAGUCAAGAGUAGUUAUGCCACCGACGGUAUAAGGGGUUAUUUAGGGGGUGAACAGAGGUUAAUCAUGAAGCUACAACGGGAGUCUGAGUCUGAUGACAUGAAGAGUCUUCUGACACGCAAGGAUGCUUGGAGUGGCCAAUCUUCUACCAUUGUCACCAAGCUACUGCUAACUACGAAUGUGCCAACGCCGCUUUCUCCUCCCAAUCUCGCGCCAAGCAGACGGAAGCCUUAUGUGUCGAUAGAGAAGGGAAAGGCUGGUUCGAGUGACUUUUAUGUCCUAGGUCGCGUCAUUGACUUCUGGCCAUCUGACGUGGAGGAUUUCGUGCUAUUAUACUGCUCUAAUUGUCGCACGAACAUCCCUAAAUCACAGAAAGCAUGUUUAGAAUGUGUCGAUAUGGACCACGAAUUUGUUCAGUUCCAUUAUCGGGUUUUCUUGCGCUUACAAGAUGAAGAUGGAGGUACCUUGGAUGUUAUUGUCACGCACAAGUCCCCGCUUCUGAGUCAAGUCAAGCUUGCUGAUCUACACGAAGACGCGUCUGCAGUGAAGAGUGUUAUUGAUCGCUUGGCCCCGUAUUUUGGGAACCUUCUCCAGGUCCACGAUUCAUGGACUAAGGGAAUGCGUUUGGUCAUCGACACCCCUUAUUUUUAUUGGAAGAUUACUUCCAGGGAACUACCCUUGAACGAUAGCUCAACAUUUGUAUAUUAUCUCAUAGAUGUCAACGAGUGCACGUAA